GGGGCGGGGUCUGGGCCUGGGCCCGGGUGCCGGGCCCCCGCCCCCCGCCCCCCGCCGGGCCUUAGGGGCUGCGUCUCCCGCUCUGGCGCUGAGGAUCACGCUGGAAAUCGCGGGAGCCGAGAGUGGUGAGCAAUUUCAUGAAGCGGAUUCUAUAUCUUCACAUUUUAUGCAUGAAGAAAACUGAGGCAUUCAUAGAUCAUUUUGCCUGGAGUUCCACAGCUAAUAAGUCCAGAGGUUACUGCCCUUCCAGUCUGGGUCCUUGCAAGAGGAGGAAGUCGGUCUUGCUCAUGUCUGUAUCACUGGGGCAGACUGCCAAGAACUGAGCUGAAAUUCAUUAGCAUUUAGGGGGUGCAUUAACGCAUGAAAGAAAUGUUUACAUUGAUGGGCCGCUGGCUGGACCAAGAGGGCAGCUCUAAUAUUCCGUUUUCUUGAGAGAGUUACAGUAUUACCUGCUCUGAAGUAUAAUAUGAAGACUUCGAGAUUCUUGUGAUGACAAAAAUGACAUAGUAUGUAUAAGCUCAAGAGGAGGUCCAAGGGGCACCACAAUGAUCAGAGACAUAACUGGGAGAGAACAGCCUCUGGCUGGAUAGGGGCCUGUGAGCUUGCCAGUCUGGUACCCCCAUGGAGACUCGAAGCCCGGGGCCGAACAACAUGAAGCCCCAGGCACUGCAGCUGGUGCUGGAGGAGCAAGUACUGGCGCUGCAGCAGCAGAUGGCAGAGAACCAAGCCACCUCCUGGCGGCAGCUGAAGAGCUCCCAGGAGGCCCAGCAGAGGCAAGCGGCUCUCGUGAGGAAGCUGCAGGCCAAGGUGUUGCAGUACCGGACCUGGUGCCAAGAGCUGGAGAAGCGGCUGGAAGCAUCUGGGGGACCGAUCUCUCAUCGGUGGGAAAGUGUGGAGGAGCCGAGUUUGGAGCAGCUGCUGGUCCGGUUGGAGGAGGAACAACAGAGGUGUGAGAGUCUAGCAGAGGUGAACACCCAGCUUCGACUGCACAUGGAAAAAGCUGACAUGGUGAAUAAAGCGCUUCGGGAAGAUGUGGAAAAACUGACAGUGGACUGGAGCCGAGCCCGGGAUGAGCUAAUGAGGAAAGAGAGCCAGUGGCAGAUGGAGCAGGAGUUCUUCAAGGGCUACCUGAAAGGGGAGCACGGUCGCCUUCUUGGUCUGUGGCGGGAGGUGGUGACCUUCCGACGCCACUUCCUGGAAAUGAAGUCAGCCACCGACAGAGAUCUGACGGAGCUCAAGGCUGAGCAUGUGAGGCUUUCAGGGUCCCUGUUGACCUGCUGUCUGCGCUUGACUGUGGGUGCCCGGUCUCGAGAACCUGAUGGAUCUGGGAGACUGGAUGGGAGUGAGCCAACCCAGCUGCUGCUUCUAUUAACCAAGACCCAGGAACUGGAGAAGGAAGCCCAUGAAAGGAGCCAGGAGUUAAUACAGCUGAAGAGUCAAGGGGAUCUGGAGAAGGCUGGGCUACAGGAUCGGGUGACCGAGCUCUCUGUUCUACUGAGCCAGGCUCAGAAGCAAAAUGAAGACUAUGAGAAGAUGUUAAAGGCUCUGAGAGAGGCAAUGGAGAUCCUGGAGAAAAAUCAUGCAGAAUUAAUGGAACAUGAGGCAUCUCUUAGUAGGAAUGCCCAAGAGGAGAAGCUGUCUUUACAGCAGGUGAUCAGGGAGAUAACCCAGGUACUGGUCAUGGUGGAAGAAGGAGACAGUAUGGCCCCAGGCUAUAGUCAGGAGAACUCCUUGCAGUUGGACCACAGUGGCGUCUCCUCCCGGUUUGAUUCCCAGGACCCAGACAAGGCUCUUACUCUCGUGCGUUCAGUGGUGACUCGAAGGCGCCAGGCUGUGCAGGACCUGAGGCAGCAGCUUUCAGGCUGUCAAGAAGCUGUGACAUCCUUGCGGAGGCAGCACGAUCAGUGGGAGGAGGAGGGCGAGGCUCUGAGACAGAGGCUGCAGAAACUCACUGGGGAGCGCGACACUCUGGCAGAGCAGACCGUGGACCUCCAGGGAGAGGUGGAGUCUCUCAGCAAGGAGCGAGAGCUCCUGCAGAAGACCAGGGAGGAGCUACAGCAGCAGCUGGAGGUGCUGGAGCAGGAGGCGUGGCGACUGCGGAGGACCAACAUGGAGCUCCAGUUGCAGGGGGACUCUGCGCAGGGCGAGAGGGAGGAGCAGCAGGAAGAGCUGCACCUGGCCCUCCGUGAAAGAAAGCGCCUUCAGGAGACGCUGGCGAGCCUGGAAGCCAAACAGUCCGAAUCACUCAGUGAGCUGAUCACUCUUCGGGAAGCCCUGGAGUCCAGUCGCCUGGAAAGGGAGCUGCUGAGGCAAGAGCAAACGGAAGUGACCGCGGCGCUGGCCAGGGCAGAACAGUGUGUUGCGGAGCUGUCGAGUUCUGAGAACAGCCUGAAGGUGGAGGUCGCUGACCUUCGAACUGCAGCUGCGAAGCUCAGUGCCUUAAAUGAGGCUUUGGCCUUAGAUAAAGUUGGACUGAACCAGCAGCUUCUCCAGUUGGAACAGGAGAACCAGUCUAUAUGCACCAGAAUGGAAGCAGCAGAGCAGGCAAGAAGCACAUUGCAGUUGGGCCUGGCAGAAGCCGAGAGAAGCAGGGACGCCCUCCAGGAGAAGAACACUCACCUGGAGGCUCAACUGCAGAAAGCAGAGGAGACUGGGGCCGAGCUGCGGGCAGAUCUCAGGGACGUCCAGGAAGAGAAGGAAGAAAUUCAAGAGAAACUAAGCGAGGCUCAUCAUCAGCAAGAGGCAGCCUUAGCUCAGCUGGAGCAGCUGCAUCAGGAGACGAAGCGACAGGAAGAGGUGCUCGCUCGGGAAGCGCAGGAGAAGGAGGCCCUGGUACGGGAGAGAGCGGGCCUAGAGGUGCGGCUGCAGGCCGUGGAGCGAGACCGGCAGGACCUCUCUGAACAACUACUGGGGCUCAGCUCAGCCAAGGAGCAACUGGAGAGCAAUCUGUUUGAGGCCCAACAACAAAAUUCUCUGAUAGAAGUUACCAAGGGACAGCUGGAGGUCCAGAUUCAGACUGUCACUCAAGCCAAGGAAGUAAUUCAAGGGGAAGUGAGGUGCGUGAAGCAGGAACUGGACACCGAACGGAGCCGGGCAGAGCAGGAGCGGGAGAACGCAGCCAGACAGCUGGCCCAGGCUGAGCAAGAGGCGCGCAUUGCCCUGCAGCAGCAGAAGUCAGCCCAUGAGGAGGAGGUGAACCGGCUCCAGGAGAAAUGGGAGAAGGAGCGCUCCCGGCACCAACAGGAACUGGGAAAGGCUCUGGAGAGCCUAGAGAGGGAGAAAACGGAGCUGGAAAUGAGGCUGAUGGAACAGCGGGCAGAAACCGAGGCCAUCCGGACACAGAGGGAGGAAGAGCGGGCGGAGGCAGAGAACGCCCUCUGCCAGAUGCAGCUCGAAACCGAGAAGGAGAGGGUGUCCCUCCUGGAGACACUGCUGCAGACGCAGAAGGAGUUGGCAGAAGCCAGCCAACAACUGGAACAGCUGAGGCAGGACAUGAAGGUUCAGAAGAUAAAGGAGCAGGAGACCACCGAGAUGCUGCAGACCCAGCUCCGGGAGGCUCGGCAGGAGCUGGAGCGGGCAGCCCAGCAGGGCAGGGAUGACCUUGCUGGCCUCCGAGAAGAGUGCCUUGUGCUGCUCCAGGCCAAGACAGACCUGCAGGAGCAGGUGGAGGACCUGAAGUCUCAGCUGGUUUCCAGGGAUGACUCCCGGAGGCUGGUGGAGCAGGAGGUUCAGGAGAAGCUGAGAGAGGCCCAGGAGUACAGCCGAAUCCAGAAGGAGCUGGAGAGCGAGAAAGCCAGCCUGAUUCAGUCGCUGGUGGAAAAGGACCAGAGACUCCUUGUUUUACAAGAAGCAGACUCUGUCCGACAGCGAGAGCUGAGCUCCCUGCACCAGGACUUGCAGGAGGCCCGGGGAGGGCAGAACGAACUCAGCGCCCAGGUGGAACUACUAAAGCAGGAGGUGAAGGAAAAGGAGGCUGACUUUCUGGCCCAGGAAGCACAACUGCUAGAGGAGCUGGAGGCGUCUCGAGUGACUGAGCAGCAGCUGCAAGCUUCCUUGCGGGCCCUGGAAGCCAAGGCAGCCCAAGUCCAGCUCCGGCUGCGCAGCACAGAGAACCAGAUGGCGGCCCUGGCGGCGGAGCAGCAGCCCGGGAAGCAGGCACAGGCCCAGCUGGCCAGCCUCUGUUCUGUCCUACAGCAGGCCCUGGGGUCUGCUUGUGAGAACAGGCCUGAGCUGCUUGGCGGGGGGGACUCUGCUUCCCUCUGGGGCCCAGAGCCAGAGCAGAACGGAGCCAGGAUUCUCUUCAAGAGAGGGCCCCUCCUGACAGCUCUGUCGGCUGAGGCGGUGGCAUCUGCCCUCCACAAGCUUCACCAAGACCUGUGGAAGACCCAGCAGGCUCGGGAUGACCUGAGGGAGCAGGCUCGGAAGCUGGAACAGCGUCUCACUGAUACAGAGGCAGAGAAAAGUCAGGUCUGCGCAGAAUUACAGGAUCUGCAGAGAAAGCUCUCCCAGAACCAGGAAGAAAAAUCCAAGUGGGAAGGAAAACAGAACUCCCUCAAAUCUGAGCUGAUGGAACUGCAUGAGACUAUAGCAUCCUUACAGAGUCGCCUACGGCAAGCAGAGCUGCAAAGAAUAGAGGCCCAGAAUGAGCGAGAGCUACUUCAGGCAGCGAAGGAGAACCUGACGGCCCAGGUGGAAAGGCUGCAGGCAUCUGUGGCAGAAGCCAGGGCUCAGGCCAGUGCUGCCGGGGCCCUGGAAGAGGACUUGAGAAGCGCUCGCUCGGCCCUGAAACUCAAGAGCGAGGAAGCGGAGACGGAGCGUGAGCGAGCCCAGGCUCUGCAGGAGCAGGGUGAGCUGAAGGUGGCCCAUGGCAAGGCUCUGCAGGAGAAUUUAGCUAUCCUGGCCCAGACGCUAUCCGAAAGAGACGGGGAGAUAGAGACUUUGCGGGGAAAUAUCCAGGAACUGGAGAAACAACGGGAAAUGCAAAAGGCUGCCUUGGAAGUGCUGUCUCUGGACCUGAAGAAGAGGAACCAAGAGGUGGACAUACAGCAAGAACAGAUCCAGGAGCUGGAGAAGUGCAGGUCUGUUUUAGAGCAUCUGCCCAUGGCUGUCCAGGAGCGGGAGCAGAAGCUGACUGUGCAGAGGGAACAGAUCAAAGAGCUGGAGAAGGAUCGAGAGACACAGAGGAACAUCUUGGAGCAUCAACUUCUCGAACUUGAGAAGAAGGCCCAGGUAAUCGAGAGCCAGAAGGGGCAGAUUCAGGAUCUGAAGAAGCAGCUGGUUACUCUGGAAUGCCUGGCCCUGGAACUAGAAGAAAAUCACCACAAAAUGGAGUGCCAACAAAAAGCAAUCGAGGAGCUGGAGGACCAGAGGGAAGUGCAGAGGCUGGCUCUGACCCACCUUACACUGGACCUGGAAGAAAGGAGCCAGGAGCUGCAGGCACAGAGCAGCCAGAUCCAAGAGCUGGAGAGCCGCAGCACCCUUCUGGCCAGAGAGCUCCAGGACAAGGACCAGGAGCUGCAGUCCCAGCGAGAACAGAUUGAGGAGCUGCGGAGGCAGAAGGAGCGCCUGACUCAGGACCUCGAGAGGAGGGACCAGGACAUGGUGGUACAGAGGGAGAGGAUUCAGGUCCUAGAGAAUCAGAGGACACUGCAGACCAAGAUCCUAGAGGAGGACCUGGGACAGAUCAAACUGUCAUUGAGAGAGCGGGGCCGGGAGCUGGCCACCCAGAGGCCGCUGGUGGAGGAACGGCCACAGGAAGGGAAGGGCCAGAGUAAAGCACAGCGCGGGAGCCUAGAGCACAUGAAGCUGAUCCUGCGUGACAAGGAGAAGGAGGUAGAAUGCCAGCAGGAACGUAUCCAAGAACUGAAGGAGCACAAGGGGCAUCUGGAGCAGCAGCUCCAGAGCCUACACAGGAAGGUAGGUGAGACCAGCCUCCUCCUGACCCAGCGAGAGCAGGAGAUCGUGGUCCUGCAGCAGCACCUGCAGGAAGCCAGGGAGCAGGGGCAACUGAAAGAGCAGUCCCUUCAGGGUCACCUGGAAGAAGCCCAGAGAGCCCUGGCUCAGAGGGACCAGGAGCUCGAGGCCCUGCAGCAGCAGCAGCAGCAGAUACAGAGACAGGAGGAGAACAUGAAGGAAAAAGAAAGCACACUGCAGAGAGCCCUGGAGCAGGCCCACGCGCUACUGAAAGAGCGCCAGGGGGAGAUUGAGGACCACAAGGAGCAUGUGCAAAGGCUCCAGGAAGAGCUGGAGGCCGAGGGACAGAGGGUCCAGGCCCUGGAGGAGGUGCUGGGGGACCUACGGGCUGAGUCUCGGCAACAGGAGGAGGCUCUGCUGGCCCUUCAGCAGCAGUGUGCAGAGCGUGCGCAGGAGCACGAGGUGGAGCUGAGGGGCCUACAGGACAGCCUGUUGCAGGCAGAGGCCAUGCUCAAGGACCGGGACCGGGAGCUGGAGGCCCUGCAAGCAGAUGGCCGGUCCUCCCAGCAUCAGGAGGAGACGGCCCGGGUCCGGGCUGAGGCGCUGCAGGAGGCCCUCAACGAGGCUCGGGCUGCCCUGCAGGAGAAGGAGCAGCGUCUCCUUGGGCAGGCAGAAUUGAGCCGCAGCCUGGAGGCCAGCACUGCCACCUUGCAGGCUGCCCUGGACUCCUGCCAGGCACAAGCCCGGCAGCUGGAGGAGGCCCUGAGAAGGCGGGAAGGGGAGAUCCGGGACCGGGAUCUCCGACAUCAGGAGGCUGUGCAGCAGCUCCAAUGGGCACUUGCCCAGAGGGAUGAUGAGCUGAGCCAUCAGAAGAGACAGGGGCAGCUGCUAGAGCAGUCUCUGGCCCAGAGGGACCGAGAAGAUCAAGGGAAGCAAGGUGCAGGGCGGGAGAGGGAAGAAGAGAUGAGGGGCCUCCGGGAAAGCCUAAGGGAGUUGCAACUGACUUUAGCCCAAAAGGAAGAGGAGAUCCUGGGGCUGAAGGAGGCCCAGGAAAGGAAGAAUCUGGAGGACUCACCCCACAGCCACAUAGCCUCCCCAGCGGAGGAGCCCUCGACAGAAUUUGAUGCUUUAAGGCCCCAGCUGCAGCAGGAGCUGGAGCGACUCCAGGCAGCCCUGAGGCAGACAGAGGCCAGGGAGAUUGAGUGGAGGGAGAAGGCCCAGGAUUUGGCACUGUCCCUGGCCCAGAGCAAGGCUAGCGCCAGCGAUCUGCAAGAGGUGGCUGUGCUCCUACAAGCCUCCAUUCUGGAGCGGGACUCCGAACGCCAGAGGUUGCAGGAUGAGCUGGAGCUCACCAGACAGGCUCUGGAGAAGGAGCGACUCUUCAGCCCCAGCUUGACCAGCAGAGCAGAAUGGGGGCCCAGAGAAGAGGUCUCUGGAGUGGAGGCUGAGCCGAGCCCUGGGAUGGAGGAGAAGCAGCUGUGGGGGCAAAGGCUGGAACACCUUCAGCAAGCAGUGGCACAGCUGGAGAUUGACCGGAGCAGGCUGCAGCACCACAAUGUCCAGCUGCGGGCCACCUUGGAGCAAGUGGAGCGAGAGCGCAGGAAGCUGAAGAGGAACUCCAUGCGUGCAUCGCGGGCGGGCAUCCUGGAAGUCAGUGAAACCACACAGCAGGAUGGCAGAGGAGAUCAGAAGGGCACCUCAGACGCCAAGCACAUGGCUGAAUUGCAGAAAGAGGUGGCCCUGCUGCGUGCCCAGCUGGCCUUGGAGCGGAAGCAGAGGCAGGACUACAUUGCUCGCUCGGCGCAGACGAGCCGUGAGCUGGCAGAGGAAGCUGGGCCCCAUCGGAGCAGAGAAAGGAGUCAGGGAGAGCAUACAGCUCAGAACCCAGGAACUCUGGACAUGGUGGCCUCCAACUCCACGAGGAGCUUUGGGACCCAUUCGGAAGCGCUGAUCAAACCAGGCAGGCACUGCUGGGGGAAUCAAGCUAUCCAGAGGAGCAACCUCAGGGCCUCUGCAGCUCUGGAGCCAGCAGCAGAACUUCCAGAAGUCCCUGUGGAGGUGGGGAUACCUCACAAAAGCAGCAAGGCAACCUCUAGCCUACGACUUGGCAUGCAGGUCUCAUCUCAGCCCAUGGAACAGGUCUCUUUUCAGCCAGAUGGUUGUUUAGUUGUCUGGUCUUAGGACAGAUGACACCUUCAGCUGCCUGUCCCCACCCCUGCAAUACCUUACCUCCUACUCUGGCCCACUAAACACCUAUUCACUGGCUAGGGCUGAGGAAGGAGCAGCUGAGCUCUGUGCAAUCACCAGGCCCUGCAGAGCAGGGGCUGUGGUGUGCAGAGGCAGGGAGCAGAAAGAAACAGGGGCUGUCGAUGUGCUGCAAGCAGGGAUACCUUGGGCACAGUGCAGAAGAGAUGCAGACUCGGCUCUGCUCACCACACUUAGAAAGUAGGCAAGGGAGGAGGAAGGCCAAGAACAUGGGGUCUCAACUUGGGGCCCUAGGAUUUACUCCCUCUAGCCUGCUGGGACCAGGCGUUGUCCAAACCCUGAUGGAGGUGAGGAUGAGAAGAGAGGCUCCUCUAGAGAAGGUAGGGCUGUGCUCCCAAGACCCACUUCAUUUAUAUCAGUAGCCUGUCACAGUGUGCACAUCGUGACCUCUUUCCUCUUAGUCCUAUGUUAACCAAUGCUACCAGCUCUUUAUAGCCUCCGUAGGCCCUGAAGCCUGCGACAGGUGGGAUGGCUUGGAGGUAAAAAGAUGAGCGGGUCAGUGAUCAGAAGAGAAGUGUGCCUCUCUGCUAGGGCUGUGUGCCGGGCCCCUCAGUCCCUAGGGCUGUGCUCUCUGUCCCCAGCACAUGGCCAUGUGUGUGGACGCGGGGAGUGGGAGGAGAGUAAGUAUUCACAUCUGGUUCUUCUUAAUGACUGCUAGUCCUUGAGGUGAGGGAAUCCAGGAAGGCUUAUAGCAGUGCCUGAUAAUGCACACAUCUCUCCUGAACCUCCUAUCUUGGUUUCCUGUCAUGUC
Messenger RNA from Suricata suricatta (meerkat), 8929 nucleotides. It is a transcript of the gene CEP250, whose product is annotated as centrosomal protein 250. The record is from RefSeq and is a predicted model, not a curated record. Lineage: Eukaryota; Metazoa; Chordata; Mammalia; Carnivora; Herpestidae. Bases 622 to 8094 code for a protein of 2490 amino acids. The transcript is spliced from 38 exons. Gene Ontology annotation, biological process: cilium assembly.